AUGACGACCUUUUUCAGGGCGACGGACGAAUCAAAGAAUGAAGCUGAGAAAGUCGAGGGCCAGUUUGAACGGCCUGCAAUAAAGGAAUACACGCUGGAAGAACUGUUGGGAGAGGACAAUGGUAUCAAAAAGAGCGCCUCAUUGGAAUCCUGGAUUCAGAAUAUUGAAACAGUUACAGGCAUUGCGGCGCUCGAAGCCGCGAACGAGAAGCGAAACAAAUUCGGAGAAAAAGGGUCUGCAACAACGGUGGUCAAGGAAGGUGCAAGAAUUUUGGGAGGAAGCAGUGUGACGGAAGGACAGCACAGCUACAACGUUCUUGUGGUAACCUCACCUUACAGUGGCAGCACCAUUUACUGCGGAGGCGCAUUGCUGACCCCCCAAUGGGUGAUAACCGCCGCGCAAUGUGUCGCAGGGGCGUCUACAAUUAAGGUAUACGCUGGUGCGGUUAGUAUGCCAGUAGAUGCGGGUACAGCUAAAGAUGCAACAGCGAGGAUCCAUCCUAACUUCGUGCGCAACUUCGCACUGAACGACAUUGCGCUGCUCAAGACGGCUACUCCGUACACCCUUUCAAGCACCAUUUCCACAAUUCGACUUUCGACCGAGAGUGUCGGUUCCGUGGAAAACGCGCAGCUCAGGACGUUUGGAUUCGGUCCUGAAGACAACGGUGCUGCUAUAGGAACUUCCUUGAAGUACGUUGACAUGUCGAAUCUGAAAAAGUCCACGUGUUUGACGCUCACUGCAGACUUUUAUGUGGCCUACCCUGGAAACACCGGAUGUUUGAGCACCUCCGUCGCAACGAAAGGAUGGUGCUAUGGAGACACCGGCGCCCCCGUCGUUUACACGAAUGACGGAGACUCAACAACCAAGCUCUACGGCGUUAAUUCUCAAUUUCUGGGCUGUUCGAGUGCUUAUCCGAGCUCGUACACGCUGGUGCGCCCGUACCUCAACUGGAUCAGAUCGACGACCCUGCUGACGCUCACUUAA
This is a messenger RNA of Cloeon dipterum, 984 nucleotides long. Its product is annotated as brachyurin-like. Bases 1 to 984 code for a protein of 327 amino acids. The transcript has 6 exons. The record is from RefSeq and is a predicted model, not a curated record. Gene Ontology annotation, biological process: proteolysis. Lineage: Eukaryota; Metazoa; Arthropoda; Insecta; Ephemeroptera; Baetidae. Gene Ontology annotation, molecular function: serine-type endopeptidase activity.